UCACACACAUCUUUACUGUGUCUAAAAUAUCUUUAGUAGCUGCCCCCAUCUACAGCAGUACAUUGCUUUGCUUCUGUGUCGGAACACUUGCCUGCUUCUCCAAACUGGGUCCAAACUACUGUAGCUACACUGACUAACCUCAUACAAUUACACUUCAAAAGAUCAAAACUAUCCAUAAAUUAAAAUCCUAAAGUGUUUACCAAAAAGCAACAUGUUUUAUGUACUCUUGACUUCAGAGAAGCUUUACUUUGUUAAAGCAACUUUACAAGUUAUGAGCAGUAAACUAACAUACUUUCUGUUUUAUCCAGUCUAGACUAAAGGAUGACUGAAUCCAUCAGAACGAUAGAGUUGGCCGCGCUCGGCCGGCCAUUCAGCCUUGGAAUGCUGUAUGACUGCCGCCAAGAUUCACUCGUCCCUGGCAUGACACUGUGGGACUGUGAUGACUUGGAAAAAAAUACAAGAGAAAGACCACAACAAAACAGUGACUUUGAGAUAGUUGCCUCUGAAUCAAUUGAGGAUAAAUCCUCAGCGCUAACAGUUGAAGCUUCUCUGAAAGCAAGUUUUUUAAGUGGACUGGUCGAGGUUGAAGGAUCGGCAAAAUAUCUGAAUGAUCAUAAGGCAUCCAAAAAUCAGGCCAGAGUAACUCUGAAGUACAAAGCUACCACAAAUUUCAGGGAACUGUCAAUGAAUCACCUUGGAAGAGGCAAUGUUAAGCAUCCAUAUGUCUUUGAUAAAGGAUUAGCAACACAUGUAGUCACGGGUGUCCUUCAUGGGGCACAAGCAUUUUUUGUCUUUGACCGCGAAGUGUCCAAAACGGAAAAUCAUCAAGACAUUCAAGGCAACUUGAAGGUGAUGAUCAAGAAGAUUCCCUCCUUUGCAAUAGAGGGUGAAGGUUCACUGAAAAUGGAAGACAAGGACAGAGAAAAUGUUGAAAAGUUUUCCUGCAGAUUCUUUGGAGACUUUUCAAUUCAGAAACCUCCUACAUCCUUUCAGGAUGCAGUAGAAGUCUACCAAAGCCUGCCAAAAUUGUUGGGAGCCAACGGAGAAAACGCUGUACCAAUGAAGGUCUGGCUGUUGCCACUGACAAGUUUAGAUUCUUCUGCUGCCAAAAUUGUCCGUCAGAUAAGUAUAAGAUUAGUUCAAGAAUCACAGACUGUCCUGGAGGACUUCAGUGAGCUGGAAAUGAGGUGCAAUGAUGCACUGAGGACCACCACCGCACAGCAGUUCCCACAGAUUGGCAAAAAGAUUAAAAGUUUUAAAGCAAUGUCCUCUGAGUUCAAAUUGGAAUUCCAACGAACCUUGGCAAAGAAACUUCCAUUAAUCCGAGGAGGAGGAGAAGAGGAGGCUGGGCUCGCAGACAUCCUAAAGAAGAGACAUUCUUCUCCUUUCAACAGCAAACACCUGAAUGAGUGGAUGGACUGUAAAGAGAGAGAAAUCUGCAUGUUAAAGUCUUUCACCAACAUGAUGAAAAACACAAAGAUUGUCCCUUCUCAAAAUGGUCUUCAUGAGGAAAUUCUCAGUGCAGUCCAUGUUGUGUGUUUUGUUUUCACCUCACUUGGAAGUGCUGAACCGUACCUCUCAGCUUUAUCAAACUACUUAAAACAAACACCAGAAGACCCUCAAUGGGCACAUACCCAAGAUGUAGAGAAGGAACAAUGGUACCUUUCAAACAAAGUAGCAGAUUCAUUGCGAAACAAAGCAAAGCUCUUCAAUGACUUUGCAGAGGCUAACAAGGAGAACAAGAACAUUAAGUUCCUGACAGUAGGUUCCACAAAUGAAACACAGAAAGGUUCAAGCAUCUACCUUUAUGAAGAAGGCGUUUCUGUCAGUGAGAACUUUGAGCCGCCUUCAAAGCCGGAAACAGUGACAGUAAGUGAAAUAAACCAUAAAAGUGUGACGCUCAUGGUUUCUCCACCCAGAUUUGGAGCACAGGACAUCACCUCCUACUGUGUUGAGUACCGUGUCAGUGGAGAGGAUGGAUGGAAACAGAAGACCGCAUCAAAAGCUGAAGAAGUCACAGUGAGCGAUCUGAGUCCUAACACAGAGUAUAUGUUCAGAUGCAGAGCAGUGACCUCAGCAGGUUUUGGGCCAGUCAAUGAAGUCCCAUGUUCCACUAAAACCUUACCUUGCAGCCCUCCUGGAAAACCUAAAGUCGAACCAAAUUCAAGUGAGAUAUUGGUUAGCUGGGAGAAACCGGCUGAGCUUGGACAAGAUAUCCACAUUUUGAGCUACAUUGUGGAGUUUGCCAAAACAGACAAAGGGGUUAAAGAGGAAGAUCUCCAAUGGGAUGAAAUGAUGGCAGGAGCUGAAAAGGCAAUAAUAUCCGAGCUUCAGUCAGGAACAGAAUAUGUUGUCAGGGUCAGAUGUGAUUGUGGUGUAGCUGGCAGAAGCAAAGAAAGCAUCCCUGUUAAUGUCUGCACAACAAAACGUGAAUUUGCACAUCUUACAGAGUUCCUCAAACAUAUUAGCAAGAGAGUACAUUCUGAAUCUCCAUCAGUUUACAAACUGCCUCUGAAAGAAGAAGAUAUGGAUGUUGAUGGAUGCCGGAGGUAUAACCUUGGCAAAGAAUGCAUGAGGCAAAAUCGCACAAUAAUGCUUCUUGGAGCAACUGGAUCAGGAAAGUCCACUCUGAUCAAUGGAAUGAUCAACUACAUUGUUGGUGUAGAGUGGAAGGACAAUUUCAGAUUUCAAUUAACUGAGGAGGAUCAGACGAGAUCACAAUCUGAAAGUCAGACAUCUGAAGCCACUGUGUACAAAAUUAACUACCAAGAGGGGUUUAAAGUCCCAUUCUCUCUGACCCUUGUGGACACACCAGGGUUUGGGGACACAAGAGGAAUAGGAAGAGACAGGGAGAUCACAGAGCAAAUCAGGAGGCUUUUUACCUCUGCUAAUGGGGUAAGUGAGAUUGAUGCAGUGUGCUUUGUUACCCAGGCCUCUCUUGCACGACUAACAGCAACACAACGAUAUGUGUUUGACUCGGUACUCUCCAUUUUUGGCAAAGAUGUGGCAGAGAACAUUCAGAUGCUGGUGACUUUUGCAGAUGGCAAGCAGCCACCGGUUCUGGAGGCAAUAAGCGCCUCUGGGGUUCCAUGUCCUAAAAAUGAUAUAGGGCUUCCAGUUCACUUCAAGUUCAACAACUCUGCAUUGUUUGCAGAUAACAGAAGCAGCAGUGACAGGGCAUGUGAUGAGGGAUCUGAUGAGGAUGAUGACAACUUUGACGAAAUGUUUUGGAACAUGGGUGCCAAAAGUAUGGAGAAGUUCUUCACUGCUUUGAAAAAAAUAACAACCAAAAGCUUGCUCAUGACCCAAGAGGUUUUAAAAGAACGAAAACAUCUUGAAACAGCAGUUGAAGGUUUGCAGCCGCAAGUUAAAGCUGGAUUAGCAAAACUUGAAGAAAUAAGGACAACCAAAGAAAAGAUUAAAGAGCAUGAAACAGCCAUGAUUUCAAAUGAAAACUUUGAGAUUGAGGUGGACGUUAUAAAGCCAGUCAAAAGGCAGCUCACAAACAAAGGAGAGUACAUUACCAACUGCCAGAAAUGUUCAAUAACAUGCCACUACCCGUGUGCGAUAGCAGAUGAUGCUCAAAAACAUGGCUGUGCAUCAAUGGAUAGGACAGGGAUGUGCACUGUCUGCCCUGGAAAAUGCAUUUGGGAUGUGCAUUUCAACCAAACAUACUGUUGGGAGUAUGUUAAAGUAAAAGAGAAGCAGACACUGCUGGAGUUAAAAGACAAGUACAAAAAAGCUACAAAAGAAAAGAUGACCGUUCAGGAAUUGAUUGAGAGGCAAGAGGAAGAGAUUGUUCACCUUCAAGACAUGAUCGUGUCACUCAUGGAUCAGUCGGCUCAAUCUAUAACUCGUCUGCAAGAGAUCGCGCUGAGGCCCAACCCUCUGACCACUCCAGAAUACAUCGACAUGCUGAUUGAGGGUGAAAAGUCUGAGGCAAAAGAGGGUUACACGGCUCGAAUUCAAUCUUUGGAGGCAAUGAAGGAAAAAGCAAAAAUCAUCUCCAAAGUAGCUAAACAAGAUAAACUUACAAAAACAGAAGAAGAAUUGUCUGAAGAAGAACAGAAGAGAAAAGAAAAUAAAGGUUUUCUUAAGAAAGUUGCAAAUUUCUUUGGAUAUUAGUAAAAAACAGCCAUGUGUUUAAAACCCAUGUGUUAUAAACCAGAACAAAAGUGAGUUAAUUGAUGAAAAAUAAGUCAAAAAGACAGCUGAGCAAUUGUAAGACCAUUUUUAGGUUGAGAUGAUUAACAUAAAUGUGUACAUUUUGUAUUGUUAUGAUGAUAACAUGCUAUCAUUUUGCUAGUUAUCAAGUUAUCAUGACAUAUGACAUGUUAUCACUUCCACAUUGGCUACAAUGAACGUGUAACGUAUUCGGAUCAUUAGUGGAGCAUAUGUGCCACAGAAUGUAUCUUUUAACCGGCUAAACUUUCUGCCCACACAUGGUUUGGGUCACAGGCGAGACGGAGAGGUUUUGCCUUGAAAUUGUUUCUUCAGUUUUUGGAGCCGGUACAGAGCUGUGAAACAUCCAUCUACUGUCAGCUGUAAUCCAGCAUGACAUCAUGACUUCGUGUAAACAUACACACCACUUUCCUAAAGCCAAGUGGCGUGUUAUCUGUAUGCAUUUUGACCUAUCCAACUGUAAGACUCUUAUCCUGCCCUGUACAUGCACAUUUUAAACCAUAAAUAGUCAAUGCAAAGCACCUCAUGAAUGCUGAUAAGUAUGUUAAUGACUCUGACAGUUGUUCUUUUGUGACGCCGAAUCAUGCUGAAUCAUGGCGACUGGCGGAGAAAAAUUGUCGCACAGUGUAGGAUCUAUAGACUACCUUUAUGGAUAAUAUCUUCCAAAACGGCAGGCAUUACGGCACUCAGGGACCGCUUUAAUAUACCAGACAUAUAUGAUAAGAUUUAACAGAACUAUAAAUAAUAUCCAAACAAGCCUUAGUGGUAAAGGUGAAGAUUAUACUGUAUAUAGGGGAGAACCGGGGCAAAAGUAUUGCGGGACAAAAGUAACAAAGUGAUGUUCUCUGAGCCCUGAUAACAUUUGCAUUCUGCGACAGCAUCUUAGGCACACAACCCCUGGCAGAGCUGACAAAUAUCACCUUAUUUACUCACCGUUUUCCGCAUGUAGAUCCAGAAAGGUGUUUUCAACCAUGAAAAGUAAAUUCCUAAAGCAGUCAUUUUUUAUAUAUUUUUUCUUAUAACGUGUUGUGUUUCUGGUUUCAUAUGUUAAAGUUCUGAUCAAUCUACAGGUUAUUUAGUGACCUAACACAUCCCGGAGUUUGACAACUCUGAGUUUUUUAAAAUAAAAGUAAAUCGGGUUUAAAUGUGAGGAGAUCCUGUCGGGUCGAAAGUUAAACAUGUCACUUUUGUCCCGCUGAAAAUAAUGUUGUAUAUGUUGAAAAUUUAUAUUAUUCUAAUUUGAUUUAAUUUCAUUUUUAUAGUGUUCAUAUUGUAAAAAAAAAAUUAUUCUCAACAAUUUAAGUUUGUACUGUUGGUUGCUUUUGAAACAU
Molecule: messenger RNA, 5513 nt
Organism: Paramisgurnus dabryanus
Lineage: Eukaryota; Metazoa; Chordata; Actinopteri; Cypriniformes; Cobitidae
Source: RefSeq, a predicted model, not a curated record